Molecule: messenger RNA, 871 nt
Organism: Trifolium pratense (red clover)
Lineage: Eukaryota; Viridiplantae; Streptophyta; Magnoliopsida; Fabales; Fabaceae
Product: 14 kDa zinc-binding protein
Exons: 6
Coding region: 105-650 (181 amino acids)
Biological process (GO): sulfur compound metabolic process; purine ribonucleotide metabolic process
Cellular component (GO): cytoplasm
Molecular function (GO): adenylylsulfatase activity
Source: RefSeq, a predicted model, not a curated record
GUUUAGGAAGGAUCGUGCACACUGAAUUAUCUCUACAAAAGGGUGAAUAUUUUCCAGAGAAAAAUUGAAGUAAUUAAUUAAUUAAUUAAUCUGACUUUACAACCAUGGCAGCCACUGUUCCUUUCUCUCUUCUUAGGAACUACUCGCAAUUGGUGUCAACAAGAGCUUUUGUUGUUAAAGCGAACAACUUCAGUUUCUCCAACUCUGUUCUUCCUAUUCAAUGUCGCAGGUCGCCUUUUAGUACCAGUGCUGCAAACAAUGAACAAGCUGCGGCCAAAGCAGCUGCUGUUAAUGCUGACAGUGGAGCACCAACAAUAUUCGACAAGAUCAUAAACAAGGAAAUCCCUUCUAGCAUUGUAUAUGAAGAUGAAAAAGUCCUCGCCUUUCGGGACAUAAGUCCACAGGCUCCAGUUCAUGUUCUGGUCAUUCCAAAAUUCAGAGAUGGAUUAACAGAACUUGGGAAGGCUGAUGCUAGACAUGGGGAGAUACUUGGUCAGCUUCUCUACGCCGCAAAAAUAGUAGCUGAGAAAGAAGGCAUAUCUGAUGGAUUUCGUGUUGUCAUCAACAGUGGUGCCAGUGCCUGCCAAAGUGUGUAUCAUCUGCACUUGCAUGUCCUAGGUGGGAGACAGAUGAAUUGGCCACCUGGUUGAAGGUUGAAAGUCGAUCCUUGUUGAUUCCUGCAGAGCUUAGAAAUAGUUGAAUGGAAAAUGUGAAAUGUUUUUUGUUAUUGAAAAAACGUAAACUUAUCCUUUAAAAUAAGUACUGUGUUUCUCGGUUUAUGAUUGAUACAGCAAUCCCAUUGAUACUGUUAUGUUAUAAACUAAGCAAAACUGAGGGAGAAGAGCAAAAACUGAAUCAUGUGAAUUAGCAA